AGGUGAGUUCUAUUUUCUCGUGAAUUCUUUGACGAAUGUCACCUUUAUCUUUUCCUUGGGAAAUCGGAUGUAAAUCUUGAUUUUGUUUUGAGCGCUCCAGGUUUUUCCUGUCAUGACUGGGACAGGAAUUUUCUCACGGGUUGUCAGGUUUAGGAAGUUUUUCUCAUCCAAUUUAGGUCUGAGACAUGUGCGAAUGAUUUGUGUUCAAACAAUAAAGUUCACCAUGCCUAACCAUACGUUGGAAAGUUCACCUAACGCUGUCUUAAAUAAGGCAGUGUUACACAAUUACAUGACACUCCCAAUUCCUGAUGGUAAAGUGCAAGCAACAUACAUUUGGGUGGAUGGAUCUGGUGAAGGAGUUAGAGGAAAAACCCGCACUUUGGAUUUUGUACCAUCUAAACCAGAAGAAUUACCUAUUUGGAAUUUUGAUGGAAGUUCGACAGGCCAAGCUGAAGGCCAUAAUUCUGAUGUCUACCUUUAUCCAGUAGCCAUCUUCAAGGAUCCUUUCCUCAGGGGUAACAACAGAUUAAUUAUGUGCGAGACCUACAAGUACAACAAGAAGCCAUGUGAAACCAACAAACGUCACACCUGCGCGCAAGCCAUGGAAGCAGCUAAAGACUCGAAACCAUGGUUUGGAAUCGAACAGGAAUACACACUCCUCGACAUGGAUAAGAGACCUUUGGGCUGGCCAAAGAACGGCUUCCCAGGUCCCCAAGGACCUUACUACUGCGGCGUUGGAGCCGACAAAGUCUAUGCCAGAGACAUUGUUGAGGCUCACUAUAGAGCCUGCCUUUACGCCGGCAUCAACGUUUCUGGUACCAACGCUGAGGUUAUGCCUGCACAGUGGGAAUACCAAGUUGGACCCUGCGAAGGCAUCUCCAUAGGUGAUGAACUCUGGAUGUCUAGGUACAUCUUGCACAGAGUCGCCGAAGAUUUUGGUGUAGUGGUGACCUUCGAUCCUAAGCCAAUGGAGGGAGACUGGAACGGUGCAGGUGCCCAUACAAACUUUUCCACCAAGGCCAUGAGGGAAGAUAAUGGAAUCAUAGAAAUCGAGAAAGCCAUCGACAAAUUGAGCAGAACGCAUCUCAGACAUAUCCAGGUCUAUGACCCCAAGAAAGGAAAAGACAACGAAAGACGUCUCACUGGAAAGCAUGAAACCUCUUCCAUUCACGAUUUUAGUGCUGGUGUUGCCAAUCGUGGUGCCAGUAUACGUAUACCUCGUGGUUGUGCUGAAGACAGGAAGGGUUAUUUGGAAGACAGAAGGCCUGCGUCCAACUGUGAUCCCUACUCUGUUGCUGAGGCUAUAGUUCGAACAACCAUCCUGAACGAAUAGACGUUUACAGCGUUCUGAAGGACCUAAAAGCACUUCAACACAAACUAACCGAUAUAGAGAUAUAUUUACCUGUUUUGAUAAAAAAAAAUUCCGAAAACUGCCUCAGUUUCUGUUUAUAGAUAAGCGUUAGAUAUCACAAGCACAAGGUGAUUUAAAACCGUUUAUAUAAUUGUUGUUUAGGCACAUAUAUUUUAUAUUCGAUUAUAUUGUUGCGAGAUUGAAAUCUUUUUUGAUCAUGUAUUUUGAUAAUCAUGAGUAUGCUGUUUUUGAAUGGUUUGAUAUUAUAUGUUUCAAUAUACAAUAAAGUUAUACAUAUUUCA
Messenger RNA from Harmonia axyridis, 1653 nucleotides. RefSeq names its product glutamine synthetase-like. Bases 113 to 1333 code for a protein of 406 amino acids. NCBI's taxonomy places the organism in Eukaryota, Metazoa, Arthropoda, Insecta, Coleoptera, Coccinellidae. Gene Ontology annotation, molecular function: glutamine synthetase activity. The record is from RefSeq and is a predicted model, not a curated record. The transcript is spliced from 7 exons. Gene Ontology annotation, cellular component: cytoplasm.